Molecule: messenger RNA, 1051 nt
Organism: Danio rerio (zebrafish)
Lineage: Eukaryota; Metazoa; Chordata; Actinopteri; Cypriniformes; Danionidae
Gene: dnal4b
Product: dynein, axonemal, light chain 4b
Biological process (GO): microtubule-based process
Cellular component (GO): cytoskeleton; dynein complex
Source: RefSeq, marked provisional
GUUACACACACAGCUGUGUCGGCUAGGAAUGGUUGCCAUGGUGGACAUGUCUCCAUAGCGACGUCGUUUUAAGCACAUAAAACUUGUUUUCUUUAAUUACGGGCUGAACAUAAUGGCAGAGACGGUUGAUGGCAAGAAGGAAGAGGCAGAUUAUAAGAGACUACAUAACUUUCCUCUUAUAAGGCAUACUGAUAUGCCUGAAGAGAUGCGGGUAGAGACCAUGGAGCUCUGUGUUACAGCGUGUGAAAAGUUUGCCACUAAUAAUGAGAGCGCAGCUAAAAUGAUAAAGGAGUCGAUGGAUAAGAAGUUUGGGAGCUCUUGGCAUGUGGUGAUUGGCGAAGGCUUCGGGUUCGAAAUCACACAUGAAGUCAAGAACCUGCUUUACAUGUUCUUUGGUGGAAGUUUGGCGGUUUGUGUAUGGAAAUGUUCCUAACUCAAGCACUCAAAGACUUUUCAUGAGCUUCCAGACUUUAAAGUGGAUAUGCCACAUGAACAUGGUUCUAUAUAUUCAAUACCAACAUGAUCUCCUGGAAAGAUGUAACUGUUUUACAAUGUGGCAAUAUUGGUUUAUUUAUGCAAGUGGUCUGUGGGAAAAUGUAUGAACUAGAGCUUACAAAAUUCAAAAGAAUCAGCCACAAACUUAACUUUAAUAGUUACAAAUUGCCGUGUGAUUAUGUUGUCAACUGAACAGGGUGCAUUAAUUUACUUCAUUUUGAAUGUAGCAUUCUAUGAUUUCAUCUCAGUUCUCUCAAAACCGCACACCAUCAUAGGUUUUAUUGUCCAUUUAAGCCACUCUUUCUCCUGUCUUUUAUCUGUCCACCCUCUGUUUCUUAUUGUUAUGUCCUUUCAUUUUUUUUCUGAAGGAUAGAGUAUUUUUAUAAGACAAAAAUGAUAUUUUUUAAUUACUAUAUAUGAACACAUUUGAUCAGUUUUAAAACUUCAGAUAUUUUAUAGGAGGUGUACGUUUUGCACAGCUCUAAUGUGUGUUUGUUUUUAUUAAUGACUAUUACGUCAUGUUCUUGUGUAAUAAAACCCCAUUAGUGAAGUGAAA